AUGAGAUUAGAGAAGAAAGUAGAUGAAAUUGGACAUAUUAGAUAUAAUAAAGAAAAUGAUAUAUGGUACGAUGAUGAUUCUGAAAAAAAAAAAGUACCAGUAAAUAAAAACUUACCUGAUAACUCUGCUAACCCUUCUUCUGAUCUAGCAACUAUCCACCCUGAAACAUAUGAUCAGUUAUUGUCUAAGCUUUCAUUAGCAAUGCGAAAAAUGUAUAAUAGAAGUGAAUUUGAAGCCUUGAAUGAUGCAACAAUUAAUGCUCUCAGAUGGAAAGCUGACAAGCCAUCUGACUUUGAUAUAAAAAGUAACUCUAAACAUAUUACUAAAUCAUUGGGAUGGUUUACAGAUGUGCCAGUCAGUAUAAAGGAUGAGGAUGGUAAAACUGUUACAGCUACUGGAAAUUUUAUACGUAUUGAUAAUAGUGAAUCUGAACCAAUGUUAUGUUUAACUCCAGAAGUCUCACGAAGUAAGGAUGCUAUUACAUCUAAGGAUCUGGUCCAAGUAUUUACUAUCUCAUCUAGCUUGACUACUUUAAAAGCAGGUAAAGUUCUUGUUAAAAGAUGUUCUCAGCUUACUGAGACAAAGAUGGGAGCAUAG
Molecule: messenger RNA, 597 nt
Organism: Cetraspora pellucida
Lineage: Eukaryota; Fungi; Glomeromycota; Glomeromycetes; Diversisporales; Gigasporaceae
Source: the annotation of a GenBank genome assembly